This is a messenger RNA of Parascedosporium putredinis, 357 nucleotides long. The record is from the annotation of a GenBank genome assembly. Lineage: Eukaryota; Fungi; Ascomycota; Sordariomycetes; Microascales; Microascaceae.
AUGGUUUGGGUUUACGGUGAUAUCCACGACGAAGGAAAUCGCGCCCUCGGCGGCUGGCUUCUCGGACUCGUCCGCCGCGGUAGCACCGGUGCCGAGCACGUCGUCCCGGGCACCCUGGAGGCCGGCCAUGCCCUUGCUGAGCUUCCCGAGAACCUGGAUGAGGCGGUUGACUUCGGCGGCCUUGGUAGUCUUGUACUUGAGGACGACGCCGCUGACGGGGUCAAAGGUCUUGAGGGUGAGGUUGGCGCGGGGGCGCGCGGGGUGGCAUCGGCGGAAGCGGAAGCGGAAGCGGCGGGGGCGGCAGGGGCGGGGGUCCCCGGGGAGGAAGUUAGCAGCUUGCUUCACGCCACGCGUUGA